UGGCCCCAACCAGGACUGGGGAUCAAACCUGCGACCCAGGUCAGUUGUAAAGUUACUCAUUAUAAAAUAAAUGGUGUUGGGACACAGGCAAACAGCCAACUACCAGCAGGAUUGUUUCCUGAAUCAAGAGGCACGGAGGACAUGAGUGUUGGAAUCAAUGGCUGGGAAAUUCUGAAACUGCUGAUGCUGACAGAUCAUGAGCCUCUGCUGACACAGUUUUGUGAGACGGCGCAUCCGGACCCUGCUGCUUGGUUUCAUCUUUGGAGACUCAUCUGGAUUUCUACAGAACACCCCCUGGCCGUCCGCGGCCUCCAGGACUUGGCUCGCAUCGCCAUCCGGGGCCCCAUGAAGAAGGUCAUUCACCAGGAAGCAGUGAGCAGAACUGGGACGGACUGAAGACCACUCCCAGGUUCAAGUGGAGGAGA
Molecule: messenger RNA, 425 nt
Organism: Molossus molossus (Pallas's mastiff bat)
Lineage: Eukaryota; Metazoa; Chordata; Mammalia; Chiroptera; Molossidae
Product: protein-L-isoaspartate O-methyltransferase domain-containing protein 2-like
Exons: 5
Coding region: 142-396 (84 amino acids)
Source: RefSeq, a predicted model, not a curated record